AUGAUGUCAGAAGUGAAUGAAAGAAAAAUAUUAACAAUUACAAAGAAUGAUAAUGUUUUGGAUUUAGUUAAGAUAAAAGUUAGAUUAGAUGAACAUUUUUAUAUAUUCUCUCGUUUUAUGAUAAGCAGAAUGUUAACAUUAUCAAGAAUAAAGAAAUUGGAUGCAAUAUAAAUAGCUAAAGACAUAAAAAAAUAAUUAAUAGAUAGGAAUUCACUUGAGAUUAGUUCAAAUGAAUUAGAAGCUAUUAUAUUUUAGACAAUGAAUAAAUUUGGAUAUUAGAAUAACAUCUAAAAAUAUUAAAUGGUUUCAAAGUACUAAAUCAAAAAAUCAUAGUUUCUAUCGACACAGAACUCCUAUGAUUAUUAUCAUUUUUGGUGCCCCAAGUAUAGGAAAAUCUCUAUUAGCAAAUAACUUAGCAGAAAGACUUAAUAUUUCUAAUGUCUUAUAAACUGACAUUGUGGAAAUGGUCAUGAGAAGUAUAAAUCCAGAAUAAUUCAAUUAUGAUUAAAAUGAAGAUUUCAUUACUAAAUUUAAGAAAGUAACAGAAUUAACAUUAAUUAAGAGAAUUGCAGAUUGAUUAGAAGAGGUGUUUCAACAGAUAUUUCUAAAUGUUUAUCUGAAGGCAAAGCAGUAAUUAUUGAAGGUAGUGCAGCAAUGCCAGAAUAUUAUUUAGAAGCUAUUGAUAAAUAAGAUCCUUAAAAUGAUGAAUAAUAAUUAUAAUUAAUUACAAGUUUCACAUAAAAUGAUAUUAAACUAAAGAAACCUUAAAGAAAGGAUUUAUUACUAUUUAAUUAAUAGAUAAAAUUAAAUACUUAAUUUAAAAUUAUCUUUCCUUAACCUGAUUAAGAUUUAGAAGAUGAUUAACAGAUUUAAAAACAUUUGAAAUUAUGUAAAGAUUUAAAUAAAAUUGUAUAAUUAUUUAUUCAAUUAGGAUUAAUCUCAUUCAAUGAUUUUAGGUUUCUUACCUAUAUUAUCUAGAAAUGAUCAUUUAUAUAAUAUAGAAAACAAUACAAGUAAAAAGAUACCAAAAGACUUAAUUGAGGAAAAACUUAAUUAAUAUUAAUCUAUUUAAAAUGAAUUAUUAAAAUAAAGAAGUAAAUGUAUUUUAUUACCUAUUAAUUUACAUAAUUUAGAAGAAACCUUGGUAAUAAUUAUUUAGAUUAUAUUAGGAUACUAUGCAUGAUAUUAUAUUAUAAAAAAUAUUAGAUCAAUCAACUUGA
This is a messenger RNA of Paramecium pentaurelia, 1220 nucleotides long. NCBI's taxonomy places the organism in Eukaryota, Ciliophora, Oligohymenophorea, Peniculida, Parameciidae. The record is from the annotation of a GenBank genome assembly.